This is a messenger RNA of Taeniopygia guttata (zebra finch), 738 nucleotides long. It is a transcript of the gene MRPS25, whose product is annotated as mitochondrial ribosomal protein S25. Gene Ontology annotation, cellular component: mitochondrion. NCBI's taxonomy places the organism in Eukaryota, Metazoa, Chordata, Aves, Passeriformes, Estrildidae. The record is from RefSeq and is marked provisional. Gene Ontology annotation, molecular function: structural constituent of ribosome.
GCCGCCGCGAUGCCGAUGAAGGGCCGGUUCCCGGUGCGCCGGACCCUGCAGUACCUCAGCCAGGGCGACGUCGUGUUCAAGAGCUCGGUGAAGGUGAUGACCGUGAACUACAACACGGCGGGAGAGCUGAGCGAAGGCGCAAGAAAGUUCGUGUUUUUCAACAUCCCCCAGAUCCAGUACAAGAACCCCUGGGUGCAGAUCAUGCUGUUCAGAAACAUGACUCCCUCGCCCUUCCUCCGGUUCUACCUGGACAGUGGAGAACAAGUUUUGGUUGACGUGGAAGAUAAAACCAACAAAGAGAUAACAGAGCACGUUAAAAAAAUCCUGGGGAAAAGCAAAGAAAUGCUUGAAAAAGAAGAAAGAGAAAGGAAAAAACUAUCACAUCCAGCAACCUUCGGGCCCAAGAAGUAUCAUCUGCGAGAAUGCAUGUGUGAGAUUGAAGGCCAAGUUCCCUGUCCUGCUUUUGUACCAUUGCCCAAUGAGAUGAGGGGAAAAUACAAAGCUGCUAUGAAAAAUGAGGCAUGAGCCUGACAUUUCAAGAUCUCAAGUUAUGCAGCUGUUUUUUCUUAGGGCUGGACAAUGAAGGUGCCUCAGUGAGAGGCAAGAGCCAGCAGUUCCUGGGAAAAGGAACAAGCAAGUUCAUUCAAUACAAACAACUCUGCCUCAUAAGCCUUCUUAAGUAUACAACUAGAAUAAUUAAGUGAAAAAUAAAUAAAAGUUAAAACUGGCACAAAAAAA